AUGAGUACGUUUGGAGAUCAAUCUGGAUAUUCAAAGCGAAAGCCUGGCCGUCGCAGUAUUUCAAUGGAAAAGAUAGAAAAGAAAAGCAACCUUCAAGUGACUUUCUCUAAGCGUCGAGGAGGGUUGUUCAACAAAGCAAGCGAGCUUUGCACUUUAACAAGUGCAGAAGCUGGUGUGGUGAACAAUGGUGAUCAAUGGAGGGAGGGUCGUGAUUUGGCCCGGAUACAGCAAAGUGAGCUAGAUGCUCUGGCCCGAGUCGAGGCAAGGCUAGCUGCUGAGAAAGUACGGAGAGAAGAGCUGGAGAAGUUUAGGAGGGAGAGUAUGAUACCCCUUGGAGGAUCGAGUCUGGAGGGACUCGGAUACAAACAACUACAAUUGUUGAAAGAAAAUAUAACAAAUUUCGGAAAAGAUGUGAAGAAUAUGUCUGGGGAAAUGCUUGUUCCUCCACCAGAACCCAACAUAAGCAUGAAUUAUCCAUUUGGAGUGGGGCCAAGGACCAUGGUUCCAUAUAAUCCAUUGUCCAGACAAAGUGGCAGUGGCAACGGUAGCGGCAGCAGCAGUGGCGACGGAAAUAACAAAGACAAAGGCAAAGGCAAAGUCUACGACCAAGACUAUCAUAAUGGUUGGUAA
Molecule: messenger RNA, 630 nt
Organism: Andrographis paniculata
Lineage: Eukaryota; Viridiplantae; Streptophyta; Magnoliopsida; Lamiales; Acanthaceae
Product: agamous-like MADS-box protein AGL62
Exons: 2
Coding region: 1-630 (209 amino acids)
Biological process (GO): regulation of transcription by RNA polymerase II
Molecular function (GO): protein dimerization activity; DNA-binding transcription factor activity, RNA polymerase II-specific; RNA polymerase II cis-regulatory region sequence-specific DNA binding
Source: RefSeq, a predicted model, not a curated record